AUUUUCAUCACACUUUUAUAAAGUAUCGAUUAUUAUUUAUCUUGUCGGUUUUUGGCCAUUAUUUUCAUUAUCAUCACUAAAACAAUUUACAAUAAAUAAUGGCCAGCAGCAGUAGUAGUAAUAUUGAAUUUCAUUCAUUCUAUUCUGAUGUGAAAACCAUUGAAAAACAAGAUUCAAUUUAUACAUCUGAACAACAAAUUCAACGGCUUUUACGGCCCGGAUCAACGUAUGCAAAUCUAAAUCCAUUCGAAGUGUUACUUGUCGAUCCAGAUGCAUCGAUUGAACGAAUCAAAAAACAGUAUAAAAAAUUAUCCAUUCUUCUUCAUCCGGAUAAAAAUCCAAAUGAUCAGGAACGAGCACAACGUGCAUUCGAUGCUUUAACCAAAGCAUACAAAGUACUUGAAGAUGAAAAAAGCCGUACAAAAGCAUUGGAAAUUGUUGAAGAAGCAAAAUAUAAAUUGAAUAAAGAAAUUCAGGAAAAACGAAAACGUUUGAAACAACAGAAUCCAUCACGAAAAGAUCCUCGUGUUGAUGAAGAUGACCCAGAAAAAUUUAAACAAUCAUUACGUGUUAUGAUAAUGAAAUUAUUUGCCGAACAAGAACGUAAACGGCGUAUGUUACAAGAUAAGGUACAAGAAGAAAAAAAACGACAACGUGAAGAAGAAAUUGAACAACAACAACAAAAAGAAGCCGAAAAAGAAUGGCAAAAAAAUUUUGAAGAAAGUCGCCAAAAUCGUGUGGAUAGUUGGCAUACGUUCAAUAAAAAAGCUAAAUUCAAACGUAAAGAUAUACGACCACCGAAACAUAAAGCCGAAGGACGAUAAUAUUGUCCAAUAAUUUGCUGUAUAGAAUUUCAAUCAUCAUCAUCAUCGAUCAUUAUCAUCAAAUUUAAUCAAUCAUAUAAAUCCAUAAUUAAUAAAUUUUUU
Molecule: messenger RNA, 926 nt
Organism: Dermatophagoides pteronyssinus (European house dust mite)
Lineage: Eukaryota; Metazoa; Arthropoda; Arachnida; Sarcoptiformes; Pyroglyphidae
Product: dnaJ homolog subfamily C member 8
Cellular component (GO): nucleus
Source: RefSeq, a predicted model, not a curated record